Castor canadensis (American beaver) is the source of this 6131-nucleotide messenger RNA. RefSeq names its product ABR activator of RhoGEF and GTPase (gene Abr). The record is from RefSeq and is a predicted model, not a curated record. Gene Ontology annotation, cellular component: membrane. Gene Ontology annotation, molecular function: GTPase activator activity; guanyl-nucleotide exchange factor activity; protein serine/threonine kinase activity. Lineage: Eukaryota; Metazoa; Chordata; Mammalia; Rodentia; Castoridae. Gene Ontology annotation, biological process: protein phosphorylation; positive regulation of GTPase activity; intracellular signal transduction.
CAGACGCCCGCCUCCGCCGCGGGUGGCUGCUUACGUCAGGGAGGCGAAACCCAGAAGAAGAAGAAGGAAAAAAAAAAAAAGGCACGAGGGCGGAAGGGGAAAAACUUUAUUUUUUCUCUUUUUCUCCUUAGGGGCUGAAGCGAAAGGCAGGAGACUGCGCCAGUGCGGGCUUCCCAGAGAGAGGCCGGCGCGACCCCAGGCGGUCCGGAGAGAAGCCGGACCCCGGGAGGCCGGCCGGGGCUCCCAACAUGUGGGACCCGGAGGAGUUCGGGCGCCACUGGCAGGCCGAGUUCCCCGGGGAGGAGGCACCGGUCAUGAGGCUGGAGUCGGUGCUGGACAUGGAGCGGGAGCUGGAGCGCUGCAAACUCAACCUGAAGCGACUGCAACAGGUGUUGGCGGAGGAGAAGUUCAAAGUCUUGUACCUGGAGGCGGCCCUGGCUGGGGAGAAGCUGAACCUACGCGGCGAGCGCCCGGCGGGCGGAGCCGGGGGCAGCGGGGCAGCCUCGGCCCGGGAACCGGAGCCAGCCGGGCCCGAGCGGGCGCAGCCACCGCCACCGCCACCGCGCGAGGAGGAGGGCGCAGCGGACAGCGGCGGAGACCCCCCAGCUCCGGAUCGGGAGGUGGUGGCUAAGGCCGAGCCUCCUCCCUGCGUGUGCCUGGACCUUCCCACCUGUCCCGGGGUGGCUGAGGGAGGGGGCGCGGUGCUCAGCUUGACUGCCGCCAUCCACCAGCAGCUGCUGCAGCCUCGCCUCCUCUUCAGGCCCCGGGAGGACUGUGCGCCCCCCGGCCACGAUGGCAAGGUUUCCAACGCCCAGGGAGACCAGCGGUCCUUGGGGACCCGCGCGGGGCGGGGCUCAGAGGAGGGCGAGCCGGACGCCUCUGGCGCGGACGAUGGGGGCGACAGCAGUGACCACGACUUCGAGAUGGUGGAUCUGAACGAGAAAUUCGUCCUCGGCAACUUGCUUGUGGCCCCCUGCCGAUUUGGGACCCGCGAUGAGGCCGAGAAGCGGGCACGGGCGUGCAGCCCCCACCGCUGGAUGCAUCUAAUCCCCGGGGGCCGGCGGCACCACCGCCAGAGCCGAGAUCUGGAGCAGCUGGAGGCGGAAGCCAAGGACAGUCGAGCGGAGGAUGAGCCCCCCAGGCGCGGGGCCCGCGAGCACCUCACCCAUUGGGGGCGCAAGAGGUUCCUGAGGGUACCAGAGCGGGACUCGCCCUGUCACAGCUCGCCCGAGAGAGGCAGCGACUGCAGCCACAACAGCUCAGACCACGAGGAAGGCUUCUCUGCAGACUUCAGCUACGGAGCCGACGACUACGACGCAGAAGGGCAUGAAGAGCAGAAGGGGCCCCCUGAGGGCUCUGAGACCAUGCCAUACAUCGAUGAGUCGCCCACCAUGUCGCCCCAGCUCAGUGCCCGCAGCCAGGGCAGCGGGGACAGCAUCUCCCCCACCCCACCCGAGGGGCUGGCACCUGGGGUGGAGGCAGGGAAGGGCCUGGAGAUGAGGAAGUUGGUUCUGUCCGGCUUCCUGGCUAGUGAAGAGAUCUACAUCAAUCAGCUGGAAGCCCUGUUGCUGCCCAUGAAACCCCUGAAGGCCACAGCUACCACCUCCCAGCCUGUGCUCACCAUCCAGCAGAUUGAGACCAUCUUCUACAAGAUCCAAGACAUCUAUGAGAUCCACAAGGAGUUCUAUGAUAACCUCUGCCCCAAGGUGCAGCAGUGGGACAGUCAGGUCACCAUGGGCCACCUCUUCCAGAAGCUGGCCAGCCAGCUUGGUGUGUACAAAGCAUUUGUGGAUAACUAUAAAGUUGCACUGGAGACAGCUGAGAAGUGCAGCCAGUCCAACAACCAGUUCCAGAAGAUCUCAGAGGAACUCAAAGUGAAAGGGCCCAAGGACUCCAAGGACAGCCACACAUCUGUCACCAUGGAAGCUCUGCUGUACAAGCCCAUUGACCGGGUCACUCGAAGCACCCUGGUCCUACAUGACCUGCUGAAGCACACACCUGUAGACCACCCAGACUACCCGCUGCUGCAGGAUGCCCUUCGCAUCUCCCAGAACUUCCUGUCCAGCAUCAAUGAAGACAUUGACCCCCGACGGACUGCAGUCACAACCCCCAAGGGGGAGACGCGGCAGCUGGUGAAGGAUGGUUUCCUGGUGGAAAUGUCGGAGAGCUCCCGGAAGCUGCGACAUGUCUUCCUCUUCACAGAUGUCCUUCUGUGUGCCAAGCUGAAGAAGACCUCUGCAGGAAAGCACCAGCAAUAUGACUGUAAGUGGUACAUCCCCCUGGCCGACUUAGUGUUUCCAUCCCCUGAGGAGUCGGAGGCCAGCCCCCAGGUGCACCUCUUCCCAGACCACGAGCUGGAGGACAUGAAAAUGAAGAUCUCUGCUCUCAAGAGUGAAAUCCAGAAGGAGAAAGCCAACAAAGGGCAGAGCCGAGCCAUUGAGCGUCUCAAAAAGAAGAUGUUCGAGAACGAGUUCUUGCUGCUGCUCAAUUCCCCCACAAUCCCCUUUCGGAUCCACAACCGGAAUGGAAAGAGCUACCUGUUUCUACUGUCCUCAGACUAUGAGAGGUCAGAGUGGAGAGAAGCGAUUCAGAAACUACAGAAGAAGGAUCUCCAGGCAUUUGUCCUGAGCUCAGUAGAGCUCCAGGUGCUCACAGGAUCCUGUUUCAAGCUUAGGACUGUACACAAUAUUCCUGUCACCAGCAAUAAAGAUGAUGAUGAGUCUCCGGGACUCUAUGGCUUCCUUCAUGUCAUCGUUCACUCUGCUAAGGGGUUUAAACAAUCAGCCAACUUGUACUGUACUCUGGAGGUGGAUUCCUUUGGCUAUUUUGUCAGCAAAGCCAAAACCAGGGUAUUUCGGGACACAACAGAGCCCAAAUGGGAUGAGGAAUUUGAGAUUGAGCUGGAAGGCUCUCAAUCCCUGAGAAUCCUGUGUUAUGAGAAGUGCUAUGACAAGACCAAGGUCAACAAGGACAACAAUGAGAUCGUGGAUAAGAUCAUGGGCAAAGGGCAGAUCCAGUUGGAUCCACAAACUGUAGAAACCAAGAACUGGCACACGGAUGUGAUCGAGAUGAAUGGGAUCAAAGUGGAGUUCUCCAUGAAAUUCACCAGCCGGGAUAUGAGCCUGAAGAGGACCCCAUCCAAAAAGCAGACCGGUGUCUUUGGGGUGAAGAUCAGCGUGGUCACUAAGCGGGAGCGCUCCAAGGUGCCCUACAUUGUGCGGCAGUGUGUGGAAGAGGUGGAGAAGAGGGGCAUCGAGGAGGUCGGCAUCUACAGGAUAUCAGGGGUGGCCACGGACAUCCAGGCACUGAAGGCUGUCUUUGAUGCCAAUAACAAGGACAUCCUGCUGAUGCUGAGCGACAUGGACAUCAAUGCCAUUGCUGGCACCCUCAAACUCUACUUCCGGGAACUGCCCGAGCCCCUCCUCACAGACCGACUUUACCCAGCCUUCAUGGAGGGCAUCGCCCUAUCAGACCCUGCUGCCAAGGAAAACUGCAUGAUGCACCUGCUCCGCUCCCUGCCAGACCCCAACCUCAUUACCUUCCUCUUCCUGCUGGAACACUUGAAAAGGGUUGCCGAAAAGGAGCCCAUCAACAAGAUGUCACUUCACAACCUGGCUACUGUGUUUGGCCCCACGUUACUGAGACCCUCAGAGGUGGAGAGCAAAGCACAUCUCACGUCGGCUGCAGACAUCUGGUCUCACGACGUCAUGGCACAGGUUCAGGUCCUUCUCUACUACCUGCAGCAUCCCCCCAUCUCCUUCGCAGAACUGAAGCGGAACACACUGUACUUCUCCACUGAUGUGUAGCCUGAGGCAGGGUGGCUGUGGGGGUGGCCAGAGCCAGCCCCUCCAGCCGGGGCCCAAUAGAGACUUGAAAGACUGCAACAGCAACUCCCCAGCCCAGCACUCCAAACUCCAGGGGAAGCUAACUUCCAAGAACUGGAAUAAGUGCAUCUUUUGUGCCACCUGUACAAAGCCAACUGACCAGCCCCCAGCCUCACCGCCACACCCUGGCUCCUGUCCUCUGUACCUCUAGUUGUGUCUAAUGCUCCGUGCUGUUCGGGAAUUGUUUUAUGUAUAUUUGUCAUGCAGAAAAGGUAGUGACUGACCUGGUGUGGGCACACAGACAGCCUACUUUGUCCUUUCAUUUUCCCCAACACUUUCUUUCCUCCUUAGUCUAGUCCAAGAGCUUUUAUUUUGCACUGUGUUACUGCUGCCAGCUUCUCCUCUCUUGGCCCUGCUCCCAGAUUGCAGCCUCCUGGCAGCCUCCCCAGUGUCCUCUACCCACUCCUUCCCAGCCUGCAUGCAUGUGCAGCCUCAGGUUUCGUGCCAUCACCUGGAAAGUCCUGCAGAGGCUUGGGCAGCAGAGGCGGCAGUGGUGGCCCAUCUGAUGCUGCCACACACUGCCCCUGGCCUCUCCCUGCCCUCCAUUUGUGGAAGCACAACCUGCUUUGCCUUGCUGCCUGUGCAAAUAUUGGACAAGGAGCCAGACUCACACUAAUCCUCAGCUUAGCACAGAGCUGGAAAGCUGAUUUCUGGAAUUUUCCAUUUGAGAACUGCCAUUUCUGGGGUUUGUCUAUUCUGUCUCCUAUCUACCAGUGAGGCAUCUUUGACUGUUUCUUCUACUACUGAAAUUUCAGUUCUUUUAUCCUGCUGUUCUAUUUCCUUUGAGUAUAAAGGCCCACAGCAAACAACCUGCUAUUGAGAGCAAGAGGGUCAGGAAAGCAUUUGGGGAGGUGGGGAGCCAGGCUGCUGAGGAACAGGACAGGUGGAGCAGCCAGCAGCGCUGAGCAGCACUGCCAGCGAGUUGUGGGGAAGCCACUCCUGGCAGGAAGGAUGUGAUAGGCUUUCCUGGGGAGGGCCAGCUUCUGCAGCUGAAGCAGGUGUCCAGACAUGAGCAGGCUCCAUCAUGGAGGCUGCUGGGCACCUCACAUACCUCGUGGUACUUUUGCCUUAGAUUUUACACUCUCCACAGCCAAGCACUGCCACGGGGCAGCCCCCACUGCCACGUGAGCUCCAGGGCCUGGGAAAGGAAGGCAUGAUCCAGCAACAGUGUUGCCGCUAACCUGUCCCAGCUUCUAGGUAUAGCCUUGUGGGUGAACUCUGGGGGACUCCAGAAGCUGGAGGAAGAGGAAUCAAUCACCUGCCUCUCUCAGGACUGGCUAUGCUGGGGCCAAGAGUAGGGGAUCAGUGGGUGCCAUUCCCAAUUUUGAUUCCCAUUGCUCCGUACUGGAAAGCAAUGAGAUUUAUUUCCAAAGCACUGUUCCUGUCUGAACAGUGGCUGCCAGCCUGUGGCCAUUAGCUGGGAGGAGAGAUGCUCUCAGCUGUGGAACUCAAGCUCCAGCCCGGCUCUUUGGCUUUUCUGCAUGGAAGAGCUACUCUUAGGCGCUCAGGACUGGGGAGAAUAGCUCCCAUUUUGCAUGUGCUCAGGACUAAGUCUAAAGGAGGUAUUGCUGGCGCCAAAGCUGUAGUGCUUGCUCAGUGAGAGGCAGGGCCCUUGCUGGUCCUGUUUACAUCUGUUGCCUUCGGCAGAACGGUACACUGCACGCUGGAGGAGAGAAAUGCCCAAGAGGAAGGAAAUGCUGACCACCCAGCUGCCUGUUAGCAGCUUAGUAAGGAGCCCUGCUCCCUGGGACAGGAGAUGAAGAAUGCCACUUGAACAUAAAGAUCCCAUUCCUAAAGUCUCUGCUUGGCAUUUGGAUGCUUGUGUAUGGCAUGAAAGAUUCUUGCUUCCAAAGGAUUCAGAGUAACAAAUUAGAGGUCCAACAAGAGCUAGUUACAGCCCCAAAAGGGUGCCUUCUGCCCCUUCAAAACAAGGAACAUCGGCUUCUUAGCAUCAGGUAGCUACUGCCCCACCCCCAGCUUUGCUGAAAGGGCUGAGAAACGCAAAAGCUCAUAAUAUUUAUAAUCCCACCCUCAGUGGUGAAACCUGGACUGAGCUACACCAAGGGAAUACCUGGUGGCUUCUCCUGAGACAGGGACCAUGCAGCCCAGAACACCCUUGUCACUAUGCCCAGCAGGGUGGCCUGUGCCAACAGGACCCCAGAAGACAGGCUACAAGAAUCCCAGGCAUGCCUGUCCUUGUAGGGCAGUGGCUGAGGGCUGCCAGUUUUUGCUGAUGGAGGUAGGAAA